Messenger RNA from Gadus morhua (Atlantic cod), 2455 nucleotides. It is a transcript of the gene minpp1b, whose product is annotated as multiple inositol-polyphosphate phosphatase 1b. Gene Ontology annotation, molecular function: inositol phosphate phosphatase activity; acid phosphatase activity. NCBI's taxonomy places the organism in Eukaryota, Metazoa, Chordata, Actinopteri, Gadiformes, Gadidae. Bases 149 to 1558 code for a protein of 469 amino acids. The record is from RefSeq and is a predicted model, not a curated record. The transcript has 7 exons.
AGAGUUCAAAGUUGACAAGCAUACGGAACAUCAACAAAGCAACUAGAAAAUAGACACGUAACAGCGAGUUAGACUAAUUUUUCAUUUAAGCAGGUAGACAGUAAAUCAAAUCUUACAUAUAAUAAUAAUCGUGCAUUUCAAUCGAAAAAUGACAAGCAUAAUAUCAAAACAAAGUUUAAUUUUGACCACUUUCAGUCUUGCCUUGACUCGACUUUCUUACUGCUCUGUCACAUACUCGAAUAUACCAUCGAUAGCCAACUAUUUUGGAACGAAAGGGCGGUAUGAAGAGGUAAACCCUUAUUUGUUAAACAACAUUACAUUGGUCAAUAAAUCGCUUUUAAUACCGACUUCAUCUGAAGGGUGUAAGCCCGUUCAUGUAACUGCAAUCAUACGACAUGGGACCAGAUAUCCCACCGUUAAAAACAUAAAGCGAAUGCAACGCCUGUAUGAUUUGGUGAUAAACGAAGCCUCCAACGAUGAAACAUGGUUGGAGGAGAUCAAAAGCUCCUGGAAGAUGUGGUAUACUGAUGACAUGGAUGGCAAACUUGUAGAGAAAGGCAGAGACGACCAUAGAUAUUUGGCAGUGCGAUUGUCCAAGCUGUUUCCGUCUUUACUCAGCGAAGCAAAUCUGAGAAAUCACCGUAUCAGGUUUCAGACCAGCUCCAAGCACCGCUGUGUUGACAGCAUCGAGGCCUUUCAACAAGGCCUUCACAAACACUGGGGGCUGGAAGAGGUAUGGUAUCGACAUGAGGUGAACGACGAACUCAUGCGUUUCUUUGAGCACUGCCGCGGCUUUGUGGAGGCUGUGGAAAACAACAAGACUGCCCUGGCGGAGGUGAAGAAGUUCAAAGAGGGGCCGGAGAUGGGAGACGUUCGGAGGAAGAUGGCCCAACAACUCAACGUGCCAUAUGAACGCGUCACGCCAGACAUGGUGGAGGCAGCGUUUUUCCUGUGUGCCUACGAGUUUGCCAUCAAGUCCCUGCACACCCCAUGGUGCCACCUCUUCGAUCUGAAUGACGCUAAGGUGUUGGAGUAUAAGAAUGACCUGAAGCAGUUCUGGAAGAGGGGUCAUGGCCACAGCAUCAACAGCAGGUCCAGCUGUGUGUUGUUCCAUGACCUGUUCAACCGGCUGGAGCUGGCCGUCCAGCACCUCAGGCUAGGCCAGGAGCUGCCCGAGGCCGUCACCGUCCAGGUGGGGCACGGCGAGACGCUGCUGCCCCUUCUGUCCCUGCUGGGCCUCUACAAGGACCCAGCCCCGCCCACCGCAGACAACUACUCCCAACAGCACGGACGAAGUUUCCGUACCAGUGAGAUCGUCCCCUACGCCGCCAACAUGCUCUUCAUCCUGUACGACUGUCGCGACGGACCCAGAGUCCAGUUCCUCCUGAACGAGACGCCGGUUCGAUUCCCGGGGCUGACGUCGGAGACAGAAGUGCCCCUGUACAGUGAAGUUCGCCAGAAAUACCGGGAGCUGUUGGAGGGAUGCGACGCACAGAAGGAGUGUGAGUUCGGAAUCCGGCCACAGCAUCGUGGUCACCAUGGAAACACCGAACUAUAGAAAGCUCACAGCUCACCAAUAGAGGAGCUCCUGUUCAACCCCAUUCUGACUGAACUACAAAGAGGCAUUAUAUGGCAGAAGGUUCUACAAACAGAGAAGACACUUUUCUGGAGUAAGACUCUCACGAUACAGAAUUGAUUACCUUUUUGGUGAACCGUAAUAGGGUAUUUUCAGCUAGGUAUAAUAUUUUACUGGUCUUUUCAGGCUGAUUUUGAUCAUGAAAAGCUUUAUAUGUUUAUGAUUAUGGGUAUUUAAUCUUGGAUUUUGUAUUGAAACAUUGUGGGAUUUGAGAUUAGUUUUGACUGAUUUAGGGAUAUUUUAAGUUAAUAUAUUUUAAGUUUACACAUGGCUUUGGUUGGAAAAUAGGAUUUUGUCAUAAGGCAAUUGUAAUGAGGUGAUGAACUGUAUUGUUAUUCAAUACUGUUACAUCAUUUUAAUUAUUUUUCUACUGUUUGAUUUGAGUGUUGGGGCGUUUUUUUUUUUACAAAGUUAAAACACUGGGAUUUAUUAUUGUCCUGAAAUCAUUACCAAAGUAGUCAGUUUAGUUUUAUCUUGAAAUACCAGUUUACAUUAGUUUUUUAAGCAAUUCCGUUUUUGGUGAUGGGAUCAUUUCUAUGGAAAUUUGAGCUCUGAGAUGGAUGCCAAAAUGUGCCUUUUUUCAUUACAAGCUUUAAUAAAUAUUCUUAUUGAUAGGUAAACUUGAUCUUUAAUUAAGUUUCUGAGCUGCAAUUCAAACAAAGUAGAGGCAGCAUAACAAUUACACAGCUAGUCAAACCAAAUGUUGGGGUACUUGCCUUGUAAAAUAGUUCAAUUUAAAGUCUAAAUGUAUAAGACUGAGCCCCUCCCAGUUAGUAGGCGGGAGACUUCGUAUUCAAUAAACUCAGUAAGUGUUCUGUC